CUCUCUCCAACUCGAACAGACUGCCGGCACCUCUCAACCUCACUGGAUCCCAAACUAGAAGAAGCCCCUCCCCUCUCCUCUCCUCUCCCCUUGCGCUCUCUACACUGCCGACUGGGAGACUAUAUACCAAUGUCCCAGUUCCCUCCUCAUGCGCCAUCGCCCUCCUCUCCUCUCUCCCUGCCUUGUCUUCGUCGCCGACUGGGAGACCACAAUUGUCGCUGCCGUUCCGGUCCCUCCUCCAUCACCCGUCCAAUAACUCUCUCCCCUGUCCUAUCCUUGCCGCUUCGACAUCCCAAUCUCCGACUCUAUCGCCACAACAUCAGCAACAAUUCGAUAACCGUACUCCAUUGGGCGCAUGACGGAAGGUCAAGGUUAGUUGAGGCCUCAAUUGUUCGUUCCUCGUGUAAUGGAAUGCCAAUUACAAGAUUCUCCGGCUUCAAAUGGAGGAUUAGCUGCACCUAUGGAGGUUCUAAGGUGGCUGGAACUCAUUGAACACAUAUUCUAUUUCCUUAGGGUGUUGGCUCCAGUUCAUAUGCUAACUAAGUGGGACUAUUAUAGAUGAAAGGCAAGACUACAAGGCAUCAUUUUUUCCUCCUCGUUGCAGUACUAACUCUUUGUCACCUAACUUGGCUUUUCACUGUCUUAUUGUUUUGUUGGUUUUACAUUGGGCUAAUCAUGGAGAUGUUAUAAACAUCCAGUACUCUGGCACUUGUGUAUUGAAAGGAAACUUCAUAGGUCAUCUGAAUCAGGAAGGAGAUUUCCAAAAUGCUUGAAGCUAAUAAUAUCAGAGUAGGAUACUCUGAAAUUGUAACUACUUUACUGCAACUUUUUCUGAGUUGUUCUAGGUAAUUGACCUUUUUAAGACAUAUAUAUGUCAGUUAGGAACCUAUUUUGCUGGAAUGUCUGCUAGAAACUUUCUCCCUCUUAAGCUCUUAGGCCAUCAGACUGCUGCAAAUCCAACAGUUAACCUUCUCUUUACAUGUCAUUUCACUUAAAGGAAUGAUUAUUUUGUUUUGUUAUUUUUACAUCUUUGGUAUGUUUAGUUUACAUGGAAAUAUACUUGCC
Linum tenue is the source of this 1065-nucleotide messenger RNA. NCBI's taxonomy places the organism in Eukaryota, Viridiplantae, Streptophyta, Magnoliopsida, Malpighiales, Linaceae. The record is from the annotation of a GenBank genome assembly.